Messenger RNA from Argiope bruennichi, 1473 nucleotides. RefSeq lists its product as uncharacterized. Bases 27 to 338 code for a protein of 103 amino acids. Lineage: Eukaryota; Metazoa; Arthropoda; Arachnida; Araneae; Araneidae. Gene Ontology annotation, biological process: neuropeptide signaling pathway; ecdysis, chitin-based cuticle. The transcript has 2 exons. The record is from RefSeq and is a predicted model, not a curated record. Gene Ontology annotation, molecular function: ecdysis-triggering hormone activity.
GUUAUAGGGAUGAAAAUUUAAUCGUAAUGUCUCCCAUCCUGAUGUUUCUUCUUGGAGCACUUCUCUUCUUUUUCUUCUUUCAUUCUAUGGGAGAUACGACGACAGUCCCUACAGAGAACAAAGCUAAGCUCUACCUGUGCAUCAACAGUUGCGCGAUGUGCGUGGAGCACUGGGAACCGGGACUCUACAACGGACCCAGGUGUGCCAAGCAAUGCCUCAAACACAAGGGCCAGAGGAUCGUCGACCCAGACUGCGUAAAAUUGAAGAUGUUCAACUACGAACCGGAAGUGCUGAAGCAGCAUCGGAAAUUCAUUAGGGAACAAAAUGGAGACGAUUGAAGGAGCAGAGUUCAGUGCACGAAGUAUUGUGUUCGUGAAGUCAGCUAUUGUUAUACAGAAUUCAUGAUGGCAUUCCAAACUAUGAUUAGACAGUAUUCAAAAUUGUUCUUUCGAAUAUUCUCUAUUAUUGAAAUUUGGACCAUAUAUCAACAAAGCGAUCAGAUGCACAUAAAAAUAGUGACUUCAGUCUUCUCUGAAAAGAGUACAAAAAAAAUUUUCUUGAGUUUUGAAAUACUUAAAGCCAAAAAAAUGUGCUUUUGAACUGACUAAUAGUACAGAUUUAUUACACUUCAAAUUAGAUAGCGAAAUUUUAGCAUUUCAGUAUAGAAUUCAAUUAGAACCAUUUGAAAUUUGUUUGAUAUAACUAUAUUAAAUUCAAAAUGGACGGAUGCCAAAUUAAGAUUUCUUCGAGCUCAUUGUUCAUUAAUAAUCUACAUGUGUGUGAUGUGAUUAAUUUUUUUACAUAAGUAAUUAUAUAUCUCUUAUGUAAUGACUCAUUCAUGAUUAAAGAUAUAAAGGUGAAAUUAAAUAAUACAUCUUUUUCAGGAGAUCCAUCUAUUGUACAAAUGCUAAAAUGAAAUGAUUUAAAAACUAAACCAAGCGAAGCAAUAGAUAAACAGCCAAAUGCUUUUGUGCAAUUCUCAUAUUUUUGAAUUGUAAUUUUUAGAAAAUAUUUGGUGGAUACAGGAAUAUCAUUUUCCAUCUAUUUAUAUGUCAUUUUUCCUUAUUCACGAUGAGAUUUUGAGUAGGAUUGAGCUAUUAGAAUCUAUAUUUUUAAGACAGUACAAAAGAUACAGUUUCCUGUUUGUUUAAGUCUAGUGGAAUUAAAAAAUACUUUUGCAAUUAACAAAGUUUAUAUAUUUGAUUAACAAAGAUUUAAUCGGUAUUUUUAUCAGACUACUGAAUUUUCAAUAAGGAAAAGCCAAUAAAUAUUCAAGAAAAAAAAAUGUUUCUGAAUAAUUUAAAACGCGAGUUCGCAAAUUGUACAAACUCUAUGGCAAAGGAUACCGACGUGCUCUGAUUGGUUUAAGCCUUGGCAUCUUUUUGGCAAUGUUUUGCAUUCAUAAUAGUGUAGUUAUCGCUUAUUUGACUCAAACCUUGCAAGACUUUGCCAAACAGUUUCCGAUCUUUGUUG